This is a messenger RNA of Penicillium malachiteum, 2172 nucleotides long. Its product is annotated as putative ABC transporter. The coding region runs from base 1 to 2172 and encodes 723 amino acids. The record is from RefSeq and is a predicted model, not a curated record. Gene Ontology annotation, molecular function: ATP binding; ATP hydrolysis activity. The transcript is spliced from 2 exons. Lineage: Eukaryota; Fungi; Ascomycota; Eurotiomycetes; Eurotiales; Aspergillaceae. Gene Ontology annotation, cellular component: mitochondrion.
AUGCUGCUUCGAUCGAAGCUCGGGUACCGCGCACUGCGACUGCGACCACUGGUAACCCCGUUCCAUCCCGCGCGAUUGGUAUCAUCUGUGCCUCUGGUGCGCAUUCAGGAUGGUACAUUUUACCGGCAGUAUCCUACCGGCGAUGACGCUGCAACCAAUCCUCCCCUUUACCCGAAGUUCAACUUCAAUCUCCCUUCGAAGGCCGAGCUAUCUGAUGACAGCGAACCAAACUUACAGCAUUGGGCCAUAGUAGGCCCAUCUGGACGGACAGAUCUGCUGGAUAUUCUCCGAGGACAGCAUAUUUGUCUCCCACCGACCGCCCGAUCCUACCCCUACCUCUUGACCGAUGAGAUUGCCACCAAAGAUUCACAACUCCGAUAUGUUGGAAACGCGAUUCAGUAUAUUGGCUUUAGCGGCGAGGGUUCCGGGGCCCUCGGUGGCACUCGUGGUGCCUACUUGAGUGCUCGUUACGAGAGUCUCCGAGAGGAAACAGAUUGGACGGUAGAGCAAUUCCUACGCGGGCAAACAUCGCUGAACCCGAUGGAAGGGGAGGAGAAAGGGACGGUACACGAUGAAGAGUUACUCCAGGAGGUGAUCAAUGAUCUCCAUCUCUCGGAGCUGCUUAGUAUGCCUGUUGCGAACUUGAGCAAUGGCCAAACUCGACGAGCUCGCAUCGCCAAAGCGCUCCUCCGGAAGCCCGAGCUUCUCCUUCUUGAUGAACCAUUCAUGGGAUUGGACCCAGCUACCGUUCGGAGUAUCUCCAGCUUGCUUCAUCGAUUGGCAGACAAAUCUUCCCCUCGACUAAUCCUCGCAUUACGCCCUCAAGAUACAGUGCCUGACUGGAUCAGCCACAUGAUCGUUGUGGGAAACUCAAACCAACUUGUUGAGCAAGGUACACGAGACGAGGUCAGCCAGUCACUGGCUGUCUGGAAGCACCUUGCAAAUGGUACCACAGUGAAGUAUACAGAACUCACCGACAAGGCAAUUCUGCGGAAAGCGAAGCAGGACUUAAAGUCCGGUGUGCUCGAUGAACAACUUCUGCGGGAUAUCACAACAAACCACGUGGAGAAAGCAUCGAAGAUCUAUAACACUCUACCGGAAGGAGAACCAUUGAUUGAAAUGGAUGGAGUUCGCGUACAGUAUGGCGAUAAAGUGGUGUUGGGAGAUUGGAACCGACGGGUGAAUGGUCAGACUCAAGAUGGUCUACACUGGUGUGUGCGCCGAGGCCAGCGCUGGGCUAUUCUUGGAGCCAACGGUUCCGGUAAAACCACUCUUUUAUCACUCAUUACCUCUGAUCAUCCGCAAACCUAUGCUCUGCCCAUUAAGCUCUUCGGGCGCUCUCGUCUUCCCGAAGCAGGUAAACCUGGUCUCUCUAUUUUUGAACUUCAGGCACGUCUCGGUCAUUCAUCCCCUGAGAUCCACGCAUUCUUCCCUCGCCAAUUGACCAUUCGUGCAUCUCUUGAGUCCGCCUUCGCUGAGACUUUCUUGACCAAACCGAAACUUGACUAUGAACGCGAUCUAGAUGUGAGCGCGGCACUGCGAUUUUUCAGACCUGAACUCGACCCAAACCACUCCGUUAAAGAAUUACCAAUCGACAUCACCAAUAAUAUUAUGUUCCCAAACCUCACUACUCGCCGUCAAUCUUAUGUGCCACCAGACUCAGACAUUGACUACGCUGAUAAUAUUACCUUUGGUCAAUUGACCACUGCACAGCAACGUAUUGUCCUUUUCUUGCGUGCUCUGAUCCACAAGCCAGACAUUGUGAUUCUCGACGAACCUUUCUCUGGGUUGACUGCAUCUCAGAGGGAUAAAUGCCUACAGUAUAUUGACCAAGGCGAUACUUCAUUGUCUACUCACUCCACUGCUUCAGGCGAAACGUCGCGGUAUAACGGUCUGUCAGCGGACCAAGCUCUUGUCCUUAUCAGUCACGUUAAAGAAGAGAUCCCUGAUAGCGUUCGUCAUUUCAUGCGCCUUCCAUCAGAUUUGGGCGAUAGUACGGAACCUUUGGAUUUCAGACUCGGAGUACUUAAAGAAACCAGCGUUUUGAGCGACUCGAAAGUAUGGGAUACCGCAUGGUGUCCACCAUCUCAAUUCCCAGAGUGUCAUGAUCAACAGCCCUUUGAAAACCCUGAACUAGAGUCUGAGGACUCUGAUGAAGGAAUUUCUAUCUGA